This is a messenger RNA of Sorghum bicolor (sorghum), 2984 nucleotides long. RefSeq names its product potassium transporter 1. Gene Ontology annotation, cellular component: membrane. Gene Ontology annotation, molecular function: potassium ion transmembrane transporter activity. Lineage: Eukaryota; Viridiplantae; Streptophyta; Magnoliopsida; Poales; Poaceae. The coding region runs from base 374 to 2740 and encodes 788 amino acids. The transcript is spliced from 9 exons. The record is from RefSeq and is a predicted model, not a curated record. Gene Ontology annotation, biological process: potassium ion transmembrane transport.
UCCAUUGGUUGUCGUCUCUUUGCGUGCUCCUCUAUUUAAACCAGCCUCCUCCCUCGGAGGCAAGCUUCGUAUCACACACAGCUGCCUUCCCCUGCUCUCACAGCCUCGCCUCGGACCAGCAACAAGGUCGCCGCCGGCCAGGGCCGACGCCCGCCGGCUGGACCCUGAUCCCUGAACCUCGGCGGCGCCGCCCGGCAUCAUCGUCGUCGUCUUCUUCUUCCUCCUCAGCUAGCAUUCGCUGGCUAGACAGGGAUCAGCUGGCGUCUCGUGAUUAGAGCUCGAGAUUUCUCAAGAGAGACCCGACUACUCCCGUCGUUCUUCGUGGGUUAUCGUCGUUCGUUCCAAGGUGUUGUGAGAUCCGGCCGAGGAGGAGAUGUCGUCGUCGCUGGAGGUGGACAACCCCGGAGGAGGAGGCGGCGGCGGCGGCGAGUCGGCGAACCGGCUCAGCCUGAAGCGCCACGACUCACUGUUCGGCGACGCGGAGAAGGUCUCCGGCGGCAAGUACCAUGGGUCCGACGGGAGCUGGGCCAGGACGCUGCACCUCGCCUUCCAGAGCGUCGGCAUCAUCUACGGCGACAUCGGGACGUCGCCGCUCUACGUCUACUCCAGCACUUUCCCCGACGGCAUCAAGUACAACGACGACCUGCUCGGCGUCCUGUCCCUCAUCAUCUACACCCUCAUCGUCAUCCCCAUGCUCAAGUACGUCUUCAUCGUGCUCUACGCCAACGACAAUGGAGACGGCGGCACAUUUGCGCUGUACUCGCUGAUAUCGCGGUACGCCAAGAUCAGGAUGAUCCCCAACCAGCAAGCAGAGGACGCCAUGGUGUCGAAUUACAGCAUAGAAGCGCCGAACUCACAGCUGAGGACGGCUCAAUGGUUCAAGCAGAAGCUUGAGUCCAGCAAGGCAGCCAAGAUUGUGCUCUUCACCCUCACAAUCCUUGGCACAUCCAUGGUGAUGGGCGACGGAACCCUGACACCGGCAAUAUCUGUGCUGUCUGCGGUAAGCGGGAUCAAGGAGAAGGCUCCGAGCUUGACUCAGUCGCAAGUAGUCUGGAUCUCUGUGGCGAUCCUCUUCUUGCUCUUCUCGGUUCAGCGUUUCGGGACCGACAAGGUUGGGUACACCUUCGCUCCAGUCAUCUCGGUGUGGUUCCUGCUGAUUGCCGGCAUUGGACUGUACAACCUCGUCGAACACGACAUCGGUGUGCUCCGGGCCUUCAAUCCAUGGUACAUAGUACAGUACUUCAAGCGGAACGGAAAGGAAGGGUGGGUUUCACUUGGUGGUAUUAUCUUGUGCGUCACAGGCACAGAAGGCAUGUUUGCUGACCUUGGACAUUUCAACAUCAGGGCCGUUCAGAUCAGCUUCAACGGCAUCUUGUUCCCAUCGGUGGCACUGUGUUACAUCGGGCAAGCAGCGUACCUACGGAAAUUCCCAGAUAACGUUGGAGACACCUUCUACAAAUCCAUCCCAGCACCUCUGUUCUGGCCAACCUUCAUCGUUGCAAUCCUUGCUGCCAUCAUUGCAAGCCAAGCUAUGCUCUCUGGUGCAUUUGCCAUCCUCUCCAAGGCACUGUCUCUUGGCUGCCUCCCCAGGGUCCAAGUGAUCCACACCUCAAAGAAGUACGAAGGGCAGGUGUACAUCCCAGAGGUGAACUUCUUGAUGGGACUGGCCAGCAUCAUCGUCACAAUUGCCUUCAGAACGACCACCAGCAUCGGCAACGCCUACGGGAUCUGCGUGGUGACCACGUUCUCCAUCACCACCCAUCUGAUGACGGUGGUGAUGCUGGUGAUCUGGAAGAAGCACAUCGUGUACGUGCUCCUCUUCUACGUGGUGUUCGGCUUCACGGAGCUCAUCUACCUGUCGUCCAUCCUGUCCAAGUUCGUCCAGGGCGGGUACCUGCCCUUCUGCUUCGCGCUGGUGCUGAUGACGCUGAUGGCGACGUGGCACUACGUGCACGUGAAGCGGUACUGGUACGAGCUGGACCACAUCGUGCCCACGGGGCAGAUGACGACGCUGCUGGAGAAGAACGACGUGCGGCGGAUCCCCGGCGUGGGGCUCCUGUACACGGAGCUCGUCCAGGGCAUCCCGCCGGUGUUCCCUCGCCUCAUCAAGAAGAUCCCGUCCGUGCACGCCGUCUUCCUCUUCAUGUCCAUCAAGCACCUGCCCAUCCCGCACGUGGCGCCGCCGGAGAGGUUCCUGUUCCGGCAGGUCGGCGCCAGGGAGCAGCGGGUGUUCCGGUGCGUGGCGCGGUACGGCUACAGCGACGCGCUGGAGGAGCCCAAGGAGUUCGCGGCCUUCCUGGUGGACAGGCUCAAGAUGUUCAUCCAGGAGGAGAUGGCGUUCGCGCAGGCAGAGAACGAGGCCGGGAACGAGGACGACGACGGCGGCGAGGCUGCUGCGGCGGCGGCGAGGCCGAGGCGGUCGACGAGCUCCGUGGUGCACAGCGAGGAGGCGAUCCAGUCGAGGGUGAGCACGCACUCGGGGCGGAUCACGUUCCAGGCGAACCAGCAGACGACGACGGCGGAGGAGGAGAAGCAGCUGAUCGACCGGGAGGUGGAGCGAGGGGUGGUGUACCUGAUGGGAGAGGCCAACGUGUCGGCGGGGCCCAGGUCGUCCAUCUUGAAGAAGAUUGUGGUCAACUACAUCUACACCUUCUUGAGGAAGAACCUGACGGAGGGGCACAAGGCGCUGGCCAUUCCCAAAGAUCAGCUGCUCAAGGUUGGCAUCACAUAUGAAAUCUAGGCCUAUUGUGCUACCCAUCCAAGAUUUGAGGCGUGCCUAAUUAACCAACAAAAAGCAUUUCUUGGCGAGUGUUGACCUCAUUCACAGGGCAAAGUGCCCGCGGUGGUUUGAUAAUAAUAAGUCUGUGUGAGUGGCGUGGUUUUUCUUUUUUUUUUUUGGGCUGGAAGGUUUCUUUUUAUUCUCUGUACAGUGUGGUUUUAUCAGAAUUUGAUGAAUGCAAGCGCGAUAUUGGAAGUAAAGCGUA